GAUUGGGAAGCUGAGUAGCAACGCAACGGUAGUUUGAGACAGGACCGAAGACAUGUGUGGAAUCUUUGCAUAUCUGAACUAUCACGUGCCUCGCACUCGUCGUGAGAUCCUUGAGACUCUUCUUAAAGGUCUCCGGCGGCUGGAGUACCGCGGCUAUGACUCGGCAGGAGUGGGUAUUGACGGAGGCAAUAGCAAGGAAUGGGAGAACAAUGCCAAGGCCAUCCAGCUUAUCAAACAGCAAGGCAAAGUGAAGGUCCUGGACGAGGAGAUCCACAAGCAGCAGGAUGUUGAUCUGGAUGUGGAGUUUGAUGUGCACCUCGGCAUCGCGCACACUCGCUGGGCCACACAUGGUGUCCCUAGUCCUGUCAACAGUCACCCACAGAGAUCUGACAAGCACAAUGAAUUCAUUGUCAUUCAUAACGGGAUCAUCACCAACUACAAAGACCUGAGAAAGUUCUUGGAGAGUAAAGGCUACGAGUUUGAGUCAGAGACGGACACAGAGUCCAUUGCUAAGCUUGUGAAGUAUAUGUAUGAUAACCGUGAGAGUGAUGACAUCAGCUUUGCCACGCUCGUGGAGCAGGUCACCCAGCAGCUGGAGGGAGCGUUUGCGCUCGUCUUCAAGAGUGUCCACUUCCCAGGAGAGGCCGUGGGAACGAGGAGAGGAAGUCCACUGCUGAUGGGCGUGAAAAGUGACCACAAGCUCUCGACGGACCACAUUCCCAUCCUCUACCGCUCCUCUGGUAAGGAUAAGAAAAGCUGCACCACUCUUCCCAGGAUGGGUCAGGACACUUGCCUGUUUCCUGUGGAUGAGAAAUCUGUUGAAUACUACUUCGCCUCUGAUGCCAGUGCCGUGAUUGAGCACACCAACCGUGUCAUCUUUCUGGAAGAUGAUGACAUUGCGGCGGUGAUGGAUGGGCGUCUGUCUAUCCACCGGAUCAAGCGCACAGCGGGUGACCACCCGGCGCGUGCCAUCCAGACCCUGCAGAUGGAGCUGCAGCAGAUCAUGAAGGGUAACUACAGCUCCUUCAUGCAGAAAGAGAUCUUCGAGCAGCCCGAGUCUGUGGUAAACACCAUGAGAGGCAGAGUAAACUUUGACGAUAACACAGUGACGUUGGGAGGACUGAAAGAUCACAUCAAGGAGAUCCAGAGGUGUCGGAGACUCAUCCUCAUCGCAUGUGGAACCAGCUACCACGCCGGUGUUGCGACUCGUCAGGUGUUGGAGGAGCUGACCGAACUGCCCGUCAUGGUGGAAUUGGCCAGUGACUUCCUGGACCGCAACACGCCUGUGUUCAGGGACGAUGUGUGCUUCUUCAUCAGCCAAUCAGGCGAAACGGCGGACAGCCUGUUGGCCCUACGGUACUGUAAGGAGCGUGGGGCCCUGACGGUGGGCAUCACCAACACAGUGGGAAGCUCUAUCUCCCGUGAAACUGAUUGCGGGGUCCAUAUCAAUGCUGGCCCUGAGAUUGGAGUAGCCAGCACCAAGGCCUACACCAGCCAGUUUGUGGCUCUCAUCAUGUUUGCCCUGCUCAUGUGUGAUGACAGAAUCUCUGUGCAGCCUCGGAGACGAGAGAUUAUACAGGGCCUCAAAGUUCUUCCAGAUCUGAUAAGGGAGGCGUUGAGUCUGGAUGAGGAGAUCCAGAAGCUUGCCACCGAGCUGUACCAGCAGAAGAGCGUCCUCAUAAUGGGCCGAGGAUACCACUACGCUACCUGCCUGGAGGGGGCGCUGAAAAUCAAGGAGAUCACGUACAUGCACUCUGAGGGCAUCCUGGCUGGAGAGCUGAAGCAUGGACCUUUGGCUCUGGUGGACAAGCUCAUGCCCGUCAUCAUGAUCAUCAUGAGAGACCACACAUACAGCAAGUGCCAGAAUGCUCUGCAGCAGGUGGUGGCAAGACAGGGCCGGCCUAUAUUGAUCUGCGAUAAGGACGACUACGAGACCAUCAAGAACUCGAGCCGCACCAUAAAGGUGCCGCACUGCGUGGACUGUCUGCAGGGCAUCCUCAGUGUCAUCCCACUGCAGCUGCUCUCCUUCCACCUGGCUGUGCUCCGAGGAUAUGACGUGGACUGUCCAAGGAAUCUGGCCAAGAGCGUCACAGUGGAAUAAGCCCCUCACUUUCCGUGAAACACACACACACACACACACACACGCACAGUAAGAAUACUGGAAGUAAACGUAAAGGGUCUUCUAUACUUCCCCAAUUUUAUACAGGUCUUGCUCGAGUCUUUUUACAUCAUCUGUUACGUUCUGAACCGCUCCGUCUGCUGCUCGUUGCUUCAUCCCUUUCGUUGGUGGUGACAGGCUGAGAUGCCUCUUGGCUCCCUGGCGGGUGAACCCGGCCUUGGUGUGUGCUCUAGUAGAAGCCCGCGUCUUGUCCUGAAGCCAUUCCCCUUUUGCGCACGUUUGGUUUGACUCUGUCCUGUCCGUAGACACCCAGCUUUCAAUAUCCACCCUUACACUCGGAGGUCUUUUAGCUAGCUCUUCUUAGCCUUAAGAAUAGUAACACGUCAUUCUGAAAGUUUUCAGUCCACUGCUUAAGUGACAAAACAUUUCAAUGACCCCUUGUGUGUGUAGAUUGCGAUUCCAACUGCAGUAGCGGUAGUGGAGACUUCUACUUGUGCAUUUUUAUAAUGCACUAGAAAUAACAAUCCCCCAAAAAAACAACCCAGGAAUCAAGUCGAUGGCAUGCAUCUAUAUAUUUUUUUGCCUUUAGUCGUCUGGUCCAGAGCUCAUCUUAACCGCUAGAAACAGUGAAGUUUGGCAGUCAGUCAUUUAUCUUGUAUUCCUGAAAAAUGGCCUGUCUUUCUGGACAAGUUGGUCAUCAUCCCGUAGUGCAGUUGUACAGUCUUCUUUCUGACACUCACCACGCUGAAGAUUUUUGAUGUUUUUAAUGCAGAGGUCAGAACGACCAAAUGUGAUUACGAACAUGGCUGUAAUGAAGUAUGAUGGCUCCAUGAAGUAAGCACAUGCACGCCGUGCCAUGCCACCUGCUACCCUUUAGCUGUCAGGAAUGCAGUGUCCUUUAUCCGACGGGGAACGCGGUGGCACCGUAACCGUGGCAACACAUGCAGAAGCUCGAGUUCUGGUCCAGGCGUCCGCUUGGUGAAGACGGGCCCUCCUACCCCCGGAUGGCAGGGGAAUCCGAACGCGACUCGUGCAGUGUUUCCUCUGGGUCAUGGGGGUUUUUCAGUGCCUGGUCAUUUCAGUUGGGAAACGUGGCAUUCUAGCUAGACAACAGAUCCAUGACCACAGGGAUUAUUUUUUGUUGUUACUUUAGUAACUAUGCUGACAAUGUUAUUCAUCACAGCCUUUUACCCGUUAUGGGAUCAUGUGAUAUCUGGGGUGUACUGUGAAGCUGAAUGAAGCCACCUAGAUUAAGUGUACAGUAGUCUGAGAUCAAGCCAUGGAAGCUGUUCAUCUGAGCCCGGUUGCUAAGGUUUGGCUUCACAGUGCAUCCCUCUGCGUGCAUUUUGCCCAUUGUUUUUGUUUGCUUCAUUGUGCUGAUUUGUUUGUCCUUGGACUUUGUUACUUUGAAGGAUGUGAGUCUGUUAGUCUUGGUGCAUCUCUACGCACACCUCUGCUUUGUUUUGUUUUGUUGUUUACAUGCAGGGCUUCCUUAUACUAUUCCAUCUUUUCCUUCUUAUUGUUACCAUGGGACCAUAUUCAAUCUUUUUUUGGGGAUUAUGUCCUUUUGUUAUUGGGUAUAGAAGGGUUAUUUUUAUUGUUGUAAUUAUGCUUAUAUAUGUCUAAUUUGUUCAGAAUAUCAUUUUUCAACAUUCACAAUUGACACCAUUGUACAAUCAUUGCUAUAGAAAAGGAAAUAUCUUGCUUGAAUGUCGUUUAGAAGGAUUAGAUGGGUCUGAGCCAUGUGCUCUUAUUGACAUGUAGCCAAAAGCACGCUUUCCUCUGUGUGUGAAACGGAAGAGUUGAGGGGGGGAAAAGCAAAAAUCAGAAGCGUUCAUACUUCUGUCUUUUUAGUCUGUUUAAUCCGUGGUAGAGUUCAGGCCCUUCCAAAAGGCCAUCCAAAGGAGUGUACCAGCAGACUGCCACAGGUCAGCAUCCCAGCCUUCUCUCUAUACAGUGUGAUGUUGAGCAGAACACGGCGUGUGCCGAUGCCUCGGAGCACACCACAGGGAAUUUUCUUUUUACCUUGCGUUGUCUGUGCCCUCAUUUCUUAAGUGUCUGCUUCCUCUGUUGGUUUUAUCAACAUUGCUCCUAACAGGUUAAGAUGCCUGGGAUAAUUGAGUCUUCCCACUGCAAAAUCCAACAUGUAGGGUUUAAAAGUGGAAAAUCCUAUAUAGGCCUUCUAACAGAGUAAACAGACCUUGGCAAUGAAUGGUGCUGAGUGUCUGGUAAGGAUUUUUACAGCCUUAGUCCCUCAUUAAGGUGAUGGCGCUGUCUAAGACCAUUGUUUUUUUGGAUGUUGGGUUUUAUUUACAACCAGAGUAGUUGCAAUAAAAUGCUGAUUAUUUCUCCUA
Electrophorus electricus (electric eel) is the source of this 4473-nucleotide messenger RNA. It is a transcript of the gene gfpt1, whose product is annotated as glutamine--fructose-6-phosphate transaminase 1. Gene Ontology annotation, biological process: fructose 6-phosphate metabolic process; carbohydrate derivative biosynthetic process; protein N-linked glycosylation. NCBI's taxonomy places the organism in Eukaryota, Metazoa, Chordata, Actinopteri, Gymnotiformes, Gymnotidae. Gene Ontology annotation, molecular function: L-glutamine:D-fructose-6-phosphate transaminase (isomerizing) activity; carbohydrate derivative binding. The record is from RefSeq and is a predicted model, not a curated record.